This is a messenger RNA of Pecten maximus, 2533 nucleotides long. Its product is annotated as interferon regulatory factor 1-like. Gene Ontology annotation, cellular component: nucleus. Gene Ontology annotation, biological process: regulation of transcription by RNA polymerase II; immune system process. NCBI's taxonomy places the organism in Eukaryota, Metazoa, Mollusca, Bivalvia, Pectinida, Pectinidae. The transcript is spliced from 10 exons. Gene Ontology annotation, molecular function: DNA-binding transcription factor activity, RNA polymerase II-specific; RNA polymerase II cis-regulatory region sequence-specific DNA binding. The record is from RefSeq and is a predicted model, not a curated record. Bases 384 to 1433 code for a protein of 349 amino acids.
ACAAACACAGCCGGCUUUGUGUAAACAAAAUCAUGGGGAUUACGAAUCAUACUCAGACAAAGGCAUUGCUUGAUAUCCAAAAAUACGUUGAAAAAUCUCCAGUUUCUGUGUCAGAGUUAUUCAUAGCAACAAGACUUCCCACUAUUCUAUAAAUAGAACAGGUUAUUCCGGGAUUGUGUGUAUUGAGAAGUGCAGGACUUCCCAGAAUCGACGUCAUGUGACAUGACUGUUGUAUAUAACUGUUCGAUUGUCGAGCUCGGCGGCCAAAACAGUGUUUAGUCUAUAACAGAACAACGGGUGGAUACAUAGUGAAUCCAAAGUAGGACUUGGACAUCCGUCGGCGAUAGUUUUUCUGAGGAAAAGGCUGCUGAAUUUCACUAAAAAUGGUUGUGUCACGGAAAACAACACCUAUCAUGAGAAAGCCGAUUCGACCCAUUGAACGCCAAAAGAUGAGGCCAUGGUUGAUGAAUCUGUUGCUCCAUGAAAACAUCACUGGCCUGUCUUGGUUGUCAAAGAGGGACCGAACUUUUCGGAUAUCUUGGAGACACGCAGCUCGCCAGGGGUGGAACCCAGACAAGGAUGCCGACCUGUUCGAGAAAUGGGCACGACACACGGGUAAGCACAUGGAUAACGAUGUUCCCGAUCCCAAAAGAUGGAAAGCCAACUUCCGUUGUGCGUUGAACAGUCUCCCGGAUGUUGCUGAAGUGAAGGAACAGGGGGUCCGAAAGGGACAAAACGCCUUCAAAGUUUACCGUUUUCUGGAAGAGAAAAGGUCAAAGAUCACAAAACCGAUUGAAGAGAUCGAGGUGAGGGCUAAAUCACCUGUCCGUGCGGCCACCAGACCUCAACGUACCCGCAUCCCCAACCGGAGGUAUACAUACUCGGACAGCGAGAGUGAUGCCGACAGCGUGGAUUUCAUUGACGAUGGUUCCCUGUCUGGGGUUGCCUCUCCUGGCUCUGUCAGGUCUGACAGUGGGGACGAAACAGCUUGUUCAGCAUCUGAUGCGGAGUCACUUCCGGAAGUAAGACCGGAAACGGAACAUCAUGAAUUUCCAAACUUUGACAAAAUUUGCCCAGACUACCACAUAGAAAUCGACCCUCUAAAAGCCAGACUCCAGACACAACAGUCCACAGAUGAUUCUGCGUCAAUUACCAGCAGUACAUUAACAGACGAGGAGGUUGUGGAGAUGCUGUUACUAGAAGAUGUUAUAAAACCUGAGCAGAUCUCAACAAACGAGGCUCUGUGGACAGCUGGGAUUGUACCCGAUAUUGCAAUGGAGGAAGAUGUAGAAACCACAUACACCAUACUUCAAAACUCCAGCCCAUCUCUCAUGGAGUUCCAGGUUGUGUGCGAGACAGAUGCUGUAAGAACAGAACAGAUUCCUAUUGGCUUACAACAGGAAACGGUAUACACAAGCAUACUUGACUUAUGAGCUGGACAUUUUCUGAUGUCUGUGAUAGUACUGUCCCAAACUGUGCUGACUUUGGCUACAUUGGUUGUGUUGUGCUAAUGGCAUUGGUAUGAUGACUCGGUGGCUUGUGUUUUUCUCGGCGACAAUCCACUUCUCUUGCAAUAUCAAAAUACAUUGUAAUGCUUUCUUGAUAUCGUGCUACAAAGAUUAAAAAUUUGUAAAAUACCUUCAGAGAAAAAGCUACAAGUCAUCAGUGACCACCUUAUAUGGAGUGAAAGUGUUGACUACUUUACUACCAGUACAAGUGAUAAAAAUGCACACUACAGUAAUGAAGUGCUAACCUUACUUCCGGUGAAAGUGCUAAAAACAAUUAAUGCUUAUUAUCUAGAAUCUAGAGUGUUAUCCUUAAUCAUUUCCAGUGAAAGUGCUAAAACACUUAAUAAGUAUUAUCUAGAGUGCUAGAGUGCUAAAAAAGUAGUAAAACACUUUUAUAGUUAUGAUCUAGAGUGCUAACCUUACUUCCGUUAAAAGUGGUAAAACACUAUCAUAGUUAUGAUCUAGAGUGCUAACCUUACUUCCGUUAAAAGUGGUAAAACACUAUCAUAGUUAUGAUCUAGAGUGCUAACCUUACUUCCGUUAAAAGUGGUAAAAGAUAACCGUUUCAGUACUUAAACAAGGUAGUCAUCAACCCAUUAAUAAAAUAUUAUGUUGGACCAAGUGUAUUGCGGCGGAGCAGUGUGUAUUAGAUUCUAUUUGUGAUCUACCUAUUGACAGAGUAGCAUUCCAUGUGCAAUAAAACUAUGUAAAACAUGCCAUAUGAGGUUUUGCUCUGGCUGACUUUGUAGGAGUUUGUGAUAAAUGUUGUACUAGAUUUUUACCUUAUAAUGGACAAAACUGUUUUUCCAUCUACUAUGUUACUUUGAUAAUAAGGACAAACUAGUCAUUAUGUAGAUACGCACAUCUGUUUGUCCGGUUGUAAACAUGUACAUAAUCAAUUGUUUACGAUUGUAUAUACGAUUUGUGUUUGUAUGGUCAUUAUUGUGAUUGAUUGUCAUCAACGCAAUUGUUAUGAGAUUAUGUAUUACAUUGUCAAAAAUAAAAUAAAACAACAUAUGAAUGGU